Messenger RNA from Thrips palmi, 1933 nucleotides. Its product is annotated as tumor protein p63-regulated gene 1-like protein. Gene Ontology annotation, cellular component: cytoplasm. The transcript is spliced from 6 exons. NCBI's taxonomy places the organism in Eukaryota, Metazoa, Arthropoda, Insecta, Thysanoptera, Thripidae. Bases 147 to 1160 code for a protein of 337 amino acids. The record is from RefSeq and is a predicted model, not a curated record.
ACGGCGACGUGCACAACAAACAACAAACUAUCUUAUCGGGAGGCUGGAAUAUCUGUUGCUACGCCCUACACACGCCGUGUAAUCAGUCUGAGAUAUUUUUAGAGUCAAGUAGGGUAGUUGAGAUUUUUGUCGCAAGUCUUUUGGUGAUGGAUCCGGAAGACAGGUCUCUAGAUGAUUGUGACGGCCCGAUUGCAAGUUUUCGAGGUGCCACGUUACAAAUACAAGCAGAAAAUGCAGCCGAAGAUGUUGCCUCUUUGUCCGUCUCAAUCUCGCAGACUUCCCAGAACGAGCGAGGUUGGUCUAAUGCUGUUGUAAACGAUGGUGACCCAGUAUCACCAUCCGAAAUCAAAUCAGAUGUAGCUGCAUUGCCUUGGUCUGAGGACCACAUUAAAAAUUUAUUUUCUUCUCGUGAAGGAUUGGUAGACCAAGCAGUCCAGGACAGUAUUUCUGCAUUCGUACAGCCAGAUUUAGAUGGUGAAGUUUUAGGAUCAUGGAUAAUGACUGAGAUAAACAUCUGGGAUGCUGAAAAAGAGAGACUAGUCCUAUUGACUAAUAAAUCUCUUCUAGUCAUUAAGUUUGACUUCAUUGCAUUAAAACCUCUGGAAGUUAGACGAACAUUACUAGAGCAGAUUGACACUCUUGUGGUAGGAGAUCUUGCUUAUCCACCAGCAUCACUUGUGCCGCGUAUGAAUGGUCUGGCAUCCGGUGUCUCCACCAUUGUGAAAGGGUGUCUGCUUCAUUGGUCCCGUCCGUCAGAAUUAUGUCACACUGCCUUGGAUGUUUCGCAGUUUGAGCCCAGACCACGGAAUAUGCAAGGACUGCGUGUAAUGUGGAACAAUGGAGAACCUAUUACAUUUUCAAAAAAGUGGAAUCCUUUCAACAAUGACAUUCCCUACCUCACUUUUGCCUCUCAUCCUUUAUUAUGGCACAAAGAAUCAAUUCAAGUUGAGGGAAGGAAAGUUAAAGAACUGCCUUUCAGCUAUAAUGUCGAAACUUUAUCUGAAAGCCUGAUGGCUACUAUGGAGAAACUAGGCAAGCCCACAAAAAGUAUUAUUCAACAUAAACCAAUUCUGCUCCAUAACUAUUUGUCUCUUGGCUCAUUGAUUCACAACAGAAAUUCUUUAGGCUUUUUUAAAGUGCGUGGUCGGUUUAGCUUUUGAAUACCUCUCUUGCAUACCCACCCACUCUGUAUAGUUAACACAUUUUUUGUUACCAUUUAUUAUUAUUUGACUUGUGGAGACACUGCUCUACCGAUGUGUAUGUUAUUUCUUUUUACGCUUAUUCAUUUUUCAGUAUACUUCUGUGAUACAGCUAGUUUUCUAUGGGGUCAUAGAACCUUUAGACAUUUCCUCACUUUUUCCAACUACUGUAAUAUGAUCUUUUAAUGGGGGUAACACCUGAAUUUGACAAUCUAAAACUAAUCAUUGAAGUUCCUGUCUCUUUAUCAUUGUCUUCCUGUUCUAAUGUAAGAUCAGCAUUGCCAAAGAAGAGUUUAUGUGGUUGCUUUUUUUUCUAUCCUACUAUUCCUACAUUUCAAACUUUUAUAAUUGUUAAAUUAUUGUUGUCAAAUUUGAGCUGCUAUAUUUUAAAAGCAUACAAAAAUGUGUCAAAAUUUUAUGAGGCAUUUAUGGGAAGUGUUUGUUGUUAUUACUGUUUGUUUCUUCUCUUUCUCUCUCUCUCUCUCUUUUCCAUUUGAUAACAAUAGGAGAAUGUAUUGCCACUUGUAAUCUCCUUUUCCAAAUAAUUGCUCUCAUUCAUGCUAAUCAAGUAAGUUAUCAUAAAGGGUGUGGGUCUGAGUGUGGGUCGACUGGGUGGGAGUAUUUGUCAUGGGUACCUGGUUAAUGAGCACCUUGGAUCAGGCCACUUCUCAUCUCUCUCUUCUUGCCUAGCUUUCCUGUGAUAAAAAUUUGUUAAUAAAUCAAUACAUGUUGUA